Penicillium roqueforti is the source of this 1539-nucleotide messenger RNA. Its product is annotated as DnaJ and TPR domain protein. Gene Ontology annotation, molecular function: protein-folding chaperone binding; misfolded protein binding. The record is from RefSeq and is a predicted model, not a curated record. The transcript has 2 exons. Gene Ontology annotation, biological process: protein folding in endoplasmic reticulum. NCBI's taxonomy places the organism in Eukaryota, Fungi, Ascomycota, Eurotiomycetes, Eurotiales, Aspergillaceae. Gene Ontology annotation, cellular component: endoplasmic reticulum. Bases 1 to 1539 code for a protein of 512 amino acids.
AUGCUCGUUUCAUUGGAAUUAUUCACGGCCUUUCUGGCUUGUGUCUCGGCUGGAUAUGCCCUUCAAAUAUCGCCAGAUACGCCUCUCUCCGAAUUGAUCUCUUCCGCCAAAGCCCACCUCGCGCAGGGCUCACCCCGAGAUGCCGUGGUAUACUUCGAUGCCGCCGUCUCGCGCGAUCCAACCAACUAUAUCACCAUCUUCCAGCGCGGUGCGGCUUAUCUAUCCAUUGGCAAAAACUCACAAGCCUCAAGUGACUUUGAUCGAGUUCUAGAACUCAAGCCAGACUUUGAGGGCGCCCUUCUACAGCGAUCCCGCUUAAACGCACGCUCCGCGCAUUGGCAAGAGGCCUUGCAAGAUCUCGAGCGGGCCGGGAAGAAGUCGACGGAUGAUUACAAGGAACUAGAAGCCGCACGGGAUGCGGCCACAUUGGCCCUCAAUGCUGAAAAGCAAGGCGCCUGGGACACGUGUGUCUCGGAGGCAAAUGUGGCCAUCCUAAAGGCAAAUACAGCACUGCCUCUGCGGCAGGCUCGAGCCCAUUGUCAUUUUGAAAAAGGCGAGACGGAGGAAGGGCUCAGCGAUUUGGCACAUGUUCUGCAAAUGUCCCCGAACUUGGUCGAAACUCACCUACAAAUGUCGUCCAUGCUGUUCUACUCUCUAGGAGACAGUGACCGUGGCCUUGCUCAAAUCCGUAAAUGUCUCUAUACCGAUCCCGACUCAAAAUCGUGCAACCGGCUCUAUCGACGUGAACGAAAGCUUGCCAAACAGCUAGAAAAAUUGCAUACUGCCCUAGACUCACGCAAGUUCAGCAAUGCAGCAAAUCUCAUGGUCGGCGAUAGUGAUACCAGUGGACUGAUCGCAGAAGUCAAGGCCGAUAUUGAAGAAGCAAGACAAGUUAACCAUAUUCAUCGCCUGGCACCCAAUAAUCUUUACACAUUCCUAGUCGAGAAGACCUGCGAGGCUUACCGUGAAAUGCGUAUGAUCAAAAAGGCCGGUCCUUACUGCACCGAAGCUCUCCAGCUUGUUCCUCACUCACUUGCCGGGCUCCUCUAUAAAGCCCAGAUUGCUUUGGACGAGGAUCGAUUCGAGGACGCCAUACGUACGCUCGAAUCGGCCAAGGAACACCACCCCGGUUCCCAAGAGGCGCAAUCUCUCCAACAGAAGGCUCAGACCCUACUCAAGCGUUCCAAGCAGAAAGAUUACUACAAGGUCCUUGGUAUUAGCCGUGAUGCGGAUGAUCGGACGAUCAAGCGCGCGUAUCGCCAGCUAGUGAAGCAACAUCACCCUGAUAAGGCCCACUCCCAGGGUGUAAGCAAGGAAGAGGCAGAGAAAAAGAUGGCGGCUAUUAAUGAAGCCUACGAGGUUUUAUCCGACCCCGAACUCCGGACACGGUUCGACAAUGGCGACGACCCCAAUGAUUCUGAAUCGCAACAGCGGGGCAGUCCGUUCCAAGGCAACCAAUUCGGUGGUCAACAGUUCUUCUUCCAACAGGGUGGUCCACAGUUCCAGGGAGGUUUCAAAUUCCCUGGUGGAUUCCGCUGA